UCGUGAGCUGGAGUCAGAACCGCGUCUCCCCACUCGGGCGCUGGUUGCUGAAGGAGAGGGAGCGAGCGAUGCUGCCGCCGCCGCUUCCUGAUUGGCCGCGAGUGGCUCCCUUUUCGUCCUGAUUGGCAGCUGUUGAGCUGGAUGAUGCUGAGCAAGGGCCUGAAGCGCAAGCGGGAGGAGGAGGAGGUGGAAGAGGAAAAGGAAGCCCUGGCAGUGGACACCUGGUGGCUGGAUCCUGGUCACCCAGCAGUGGCACAGGCACCCCCAGCCGUGGCCUCCAGUUCCCUCUUUGACCUUUCAGUGCUCAAACUCCACCACAGCCUGCGGCAGAGUGAGCCGGACCUACGGCACCUGGUGCUGGUAGUGAACACGCUGCGGCGCAUCCAGGCAUCCAUGGCACCCACAGCUGCCCUGCCACCUGUGCCCAGCCCGCCUGCAGCCCCUGGUGUGGCUGAUAGCCUGCUGGCCAGCUCAGAUGCCGCCCUCUCAGCCUCUAUGGCCAGUCUCCUGGAGGAUCUCAGCCAUAUCGAGGGCUUGAGCCAGGCCCCCCAGCCCCUGGCAGACGAGGGGCCCCCUGGUCGCUCCAUUGGGGGAGCCCCACCCAGCCUGGGUACCUUGGACUUGCUGGGCCCAGCCACCAGCUGCCUGCUAGACGAUGGGCUCGAGGGCCUGUUUGAGGACAUCGACACCUCCAUGUAUGACAGUGAACUUUGGGCACCAGACUCUGAGGGCCUCAAACCUGUCCCUGAAGAUGGGUCAGGCAAGGCGGAAGCUCCGGAGCUUGACGAGGCUGAGCUGGACUACCUCAUGGACGUGCUGGUGGGCACACAGGCACUGGAGCGGCCACCGGGGCCAGGGCGCUGACCCCAGGACUGGGAGGGUUGUCUGCUGACUAAACAGAGUUGGUGGCUAAACCAACUCUCCUUGGAAAAGACACAGCUGGCUCUCCUAGAACAGAGAUGGGGACUUCUGAGAGACAGAAUCAGUCGCCAGCAGCUUCACCUCCGCCCUCUUGUCUCAGGUUGAAGGGAGGAGUCUGGGGUGGGCCCUUGUGAUGGAAUGGCAGGGCCUGGUGGCUGGAUUGUGAUUGGACCAGGCCUAGUGCUGAACUGACUCCUCUGAGGUCAUAGCCUGGAUAUGGCUCUCCCUGAUUUGGAAAGGGACCCUAACCAGUUUUUGAAAUUAAAAACCAGUCCUAGGAAAUCUCAA
Phyllostomus hastatus (greater spear-nosed bat) is the source of this 1209-nucleotide messenger RNA. It is a transcript of the gene SERTAD1, whose product is annotated as SERTA domain containing 1. Lineage: Eukaryota; Metazoa; Chordata; Mammalia; Chiroptera; Phyllostomidae. The transcript has 2 exons. Gene Ontology annotation, cellular component: nucleus. The record is from RefSeq and is a predicted model, not a curated record. Bases 142 to 864 code for a protein of 240 amino acids. Gene Ontology annotation, molecular function: transcription regulator activity.